This is a messenger RNA of Dendrobium catenatum, 836 nucleotides long. RefSeq lists its product as uncharacterized. The record is from RefSeq and is a predicted model, not a curated record. The transcript is spliced from 3 exons. Gene Ontology annotation, molecular function: ubiquitin-protein transferase activity. Gene Ontology annotation, biological process: DNA damage tolerance; double-strand break repair via homologous recombination. NCBI's taxonomy places the organism in Eukaryota, Viridiplantae, Streptophyta, Magnoliopsida, Asparagales, Orchidaceae. The coding region runs from base 1 to 609 and encodes 202 amino acids. Gene Ontology annotation, cellular component: Smc5-Smc6 complex; nucleus.
AUGACAGAAGCGUUGUGGGCAUAUCAUACAACUUACAAGACGCCAACUAAAGCCAUUCCCUACGCAAUAGUGUUCGCCGUUAAAGUAGUGUUGCCACUGGAAAUCGCAGUAUCAUCACUUCGAGUAGUUGUCCAGCAUGAGCUUACUCAGGAGAAAAAUGUUCGACUAAAGAUUGAAGUGCUCGGCGUAUUGAAUGAAAUUAGGGUGCAGGCUGAACAAUGUCCCAAGGAAGGAUGCCCUAUCCGCAUGCACAGUUACUGCCGAAUGAAAAUUUUCAAGCGUAAGGUUGCAAGAGUUUGUCCUGGCUGUGGUACUGAAUGGCACCCUUCUGAUGGCAUUGAUGAAGUGGAAGAAAAGGUGAUAGAGGCACCACCCCAGAUUAAUGAGGCCUUAAACAUUCCCAUUCCAACCAGAAAGAGGACAAGAAACUUGAAAGCAGAAUUGGUUUCAGCUGAUGAAGCUCAAAGCCAAAUCCCUCCUGGUCCUGUUCUGAGGAAGAGAUUGAGGAGCUGCAAAAAUGAAACCUUGGAACCUUCAGAUGCAGAAUCAUCCCAGUCAUUCCCUGCUUCCACUAUUGGCGUAAGAACUCGCCGAUCCGCACGCAUAUAGUCCAUAUUUUCUCUGCUACUUCUAUUGAGCAUUAGCAUGAACUGUGUUUCAUUUUUUGUUAUGUACAUAACAUAUAUGCAAACUUUUAUUUCUGCUUCUGCUUUUUCUUGUUGGACUCUGGAUUUUCUUAGAAGAGUUAACUGGAAGCAAUGCUUAACCUGUAUCUGUUUUUUUGGUUCAUUUUAGUGCUGAGCUGCUUUUGCAAGGCGUACGGCCUUUUAUUCUUA